Messenger RNA from Onychostoma macrolepis, 3077 nucleotides. Its product is annotated as solute carrier family 46 member 3. The coding region runs from base 164 to 1555 and encodes 463 amino acids. NCBI's taxonomy places the organism in Eukaryota, Metazoa, Chordata, Actinopteri, Cypriniformes, Cyprinidae. The record is from RefSeq and is a predicted model, not a curated record. The transcript is spliced from 6 exons. Gene Ontology annotation, biological process: vacuolar transmembrane transport. Gene Ontology annotation, cellular component: lysosomal membrane. Gene Ontology annotation, molecular function: transmembrane transporter activity.
CAAGGGCAGGAAACCGGCGUUUCAUAAGGGGUUGCGAUCAGUCAUGUUUCAUAAACAAAACAGAGAAGACUGUUCAACCGUCACAUUGAUUACAGAAGAGUCCCAGCAGUAGAGAGGAAUUUCUGAUGCAUUCUUUUGAAUUAAGUAACACAUCCACGACACAAUGAAGAGAUUGUACUUCAUCGAGCCGAUCGUCGCGAUUUACGCGUUUGCCAGUUUUAUGAUUUAUCCCCUCGUGCAGCAGUACGUGUAUCGCAGAUUGUGGCUGGAGAUCACAAACUCUUCUUACCCCGUGUCCGACAACACUUCCCAGUGCGCCGCCAACAGCUCCAGCCACAGCAGACAGCAAGAUGAGGUGCAGAAAGCAGCUUCUCUGUUCUCCAUGUACAGUGAUUUGUCUUCCAUGAUCCCCAGUCUCAUAGUGACCCUCCUCCUGGUGGCCUACAGCGAUCAGCGUGGCCGAAAGAUCACUAUUAUUAUGCCGCUCAUUGGGUCUCUGAUCUACACGCUUUCAUUCCUGGCGGUCUCCUUCUUCGAGCUCAACAUCUACCUCCUCAUUGCCGCCUCUUUUGUAAGUGCCCUCUUUGGGGGUAUCGGUACCAUGCUAGGUGGCUGCUUCUCCUAUGUGGCCGAUUUGUGUGAGGAUGGCAAGCAGAAAACUCUUCGCAUGGCUGUGGUGGACAUGAUGAUCGGCUUGUUGGCCGGUGUGGCAUCAAUCUCCACUGGCUACUUCCUGCAUGCAGUCGGGUUCAACUGGCCUUUCUUCACAUCCGCCAUAUUUCAGGCAGUUAACUUGCUAUAUGCCAUCUUCAUUCUGGAGGAAACCAGGGUGAUUGACCUGUCAGAGACUGGGGAUUGUUGUCCGGCCAUGCAGAAACUUGUAUGUGGUAUCUACAAAUUGUUUGCGGGAGGCAGUAGUCAAAGAAAAUGGAUUCUUGUGCUGUUGAUUGUCACUUUCUCCUCCUUAUCUUUUGUCAAUACGGGGGGUCUGUCCAUGAUCACACUUUACGAACUCAAUGAGCCACUGUGCUGGAGCGAGAUCCUCAUCGGCUAUGGCGCCGCGGCCAGUACCUCCAUCUUUAUCACUAGUUUUGUCGGUGUGUAUUUGUUCUCCCUCUGUCUGCCUAACACUGCCAUCGUCUUCAUCGGGAUGCUGUCAGUCGCUACAAGCAUGUUCAUGACGGCCUUCGCAAAGACCACGCUCAUUAUGUUCCUCGUGAGGAUUCCUGCUAUGUUUGCCAUCAUGCCGUUCCCUGUCCUGCGUUCGAUGAUGUCAAAGGUCGUCUCAAAGUCCGAGCAGGGAGCACUCUUUGCCUGUGUGGCCUUUACGGAAACCCUGAGCACUAACGGGUCCUCUGCGGUUUUUAGCAGAAUCUAUGCGGCCACCGUGGCAUGGUGUCCUGGCUUUAUCUUCCUGCUGGGUACUGGACUCUGUAUCAUUCCCAUAAGUCUAUUAGGCAUCCUUAGGUGUUUCCAUUCAAUGGAUUCUAAUGACACUCAAGCACUCUUAUCAGAAGAUGGGACUGAAGCCUCAGAUGACCCACCUGUAGCUUAAAAUCAAUGGGAGUUUGGAUACCUCAUGCUUCCCCUGUGUGGUUCUUUACAUUUCCUCAUACCAACACAUGUGGGUAAUCUGCUCAAACCUAUAUAUUUUUUUUGUAUUUUGAGUCGCUGCCAUGAAAUAUGCAUUUUUUUCUAAAAUGCAGUAUAUGAUUAUGGUAGUGUUGGAAGGGAACAGAACUUUAGAUUUCUAAAGGGAAAUUUUGUGAAAGAGGAAGUAUUUUUUAAAUAAUAAUAAUUUCAGCAAAAACUACAUAUUAUAUUUCCUUAAGGAAAUACAAGUCACUUGCAAGGCAGCAACAAAACAAUAACAGUCUAAGGUGAGUUUAGGUUAGGCUUUGAUUUGUUUCGUCCACAAACAAGAAUCAAUAUGUAGUUAAUGAGAAGGGUAUCUAUAAAUGACCAGACCAAUCGCAAUUCAGUAUUCAAAUAUAACAAUGAUAUAAUCAGCUUUAAAGAAAUUUAGGAUUAAAUAUUGAAAAUCAUGGUUUGAAUAGAGUUAAAGAGAGCAGAAUAGAUCUUGAGCUUGAAUAGAUUUAGAACCAAAUUAGUUUAUUGUAUGUACUGAAUUAAUUGCUUAGAGAUUGAAUGUUUGAGGAAUUAUCAGUACAUUGCUGCCUUACAAGUCUAAAGGUUGGGCUGAUGUGCAAUACAUUCUUGUUUUGUUUUUAGACCAAGAUUUACAAGGUAUAUAAAAUUGUAUUUUAUAAAGCAUAAGAUUUAGGAUGCAUAUUUAUAGUGUUUUAAAGUUUUCAUUGGUCUCAUAUUUGUACAGAUCUGAGUCAUGAGCAUUUUAGCCAAUAAGCUCUGACCUGCCAUUGACUGUCUGUCAUCUUGACAAAAACAUGUUAAGAUACAUUAAUUCUUAACUGAUGUAGAUCAGUUUACUUUGUUUGGAGGCUUAUCUGUGGAAAAAAGUGAUUUUGAAGGACUGGGCAGAUCAGUCAGUUGAUAUUUGUACGUAUCUGCCCAUACUUGUUCUCCUACACACACACACACACACACAAGCUUCAUUGUUUAACACAUUUGCAACAGUCCUCUUUCAUUCACUCAAACAUGCUUAAACCUAACUAAGUUUGAUAACUUAUGUGCAGUUGUAAUGUUUUGUAUAUGAAUACGUAAAGUUUCUAUUACGAAAUGUAAUAAUAUAAAGGAUUAAUGUCUGUUAGCUUUACAGCCUGUAAAACCUAAUGAUGUGUUAUUUGAAACAUAUAAAUUGUGCUUUUCAGGCUUGGAAAUGAUCAGGUUCUAGAAAUUGUUUCAUUGCCAAUUUAGCAUCUGCUAAAUGAAUAAAAAUAAAUUCACUAAAUAGCUCUUUGGGAGUCGAAUUUAACAUUUUAUACAGUAGAUAAAUGUUUGUAGAGAUUGUUUUACAUUGUGCGCUUUAUCAUUGUGGCCUGAAGAUGGCAGUAUAGAUACGCAUAUAAAUAUGGCAAUAUAGGUACGUCUUGGCACCAUUUGAAUGUCAUUUUUAAAAAAACAAAAAUUCAAUAAAAGUGAAGAUGGUAAGAACUUUA